UAAUAAGCAUGUAUGUAAUGUAAACUUGUAUGCAAUAUAUAGCAUGCUUUUGUGUGUUCUCUUUCACAACAUUGCUAGAGAGCUAGCUAUUGAAGAAAAUGGCAAUUGAGCAACACAAUGAUGUUGAGAGUGGAGAAGCCAAUGGGGUUCAGCAUUUGCAAGAGCCCUUCAUUUCUAAAGAAGUUGAAUCAGAUAAAGGUGUGGAAAAUGGAUCCAUUGGAAUGGUUCUGCUCAGCACAUUUGUUGCUGUUUGUGGUUCUUUUUCAUUUGGAACUUGUGUGGGGUAUUCAGCGCCAACUCAAGCGGCUAUCAGGGCAGAUCUUAAUCUAUCACUUGCUCAGUUUUCAAUGUUUGGUUCUUUGGUGACCAUUGGUGCAAUGCUUGGAGCUAUAACAAGUGGCAGAGUUACUGAUCUACUUGGAAGAAAAGGGGCUAUGAAAAUUUCCACAGGAUUUUGUAUUGCAGGAUGGUUAUCUGUCUUCUUUUCCAAGGGUUCUUACUCACUUGAUUUGGGAAGAUUUUUCACAGGAUAUGGAAUUGGAGUUAUUUCAUAUGUGGUUCCAGUAUAUAUAGCAGAAAUAGCACCAAAAAAUCUUCGAGGAGGACUUGCAACAACAAAUCAGCUUAUGAUUGUUAUUGGAUCAUCAGUCUCAUUCUUAUUGGGAAGUCUCAUAAGUUGGAGAGAAUUGGCACUGGCAGGCCUAGUUCCUUGCAUUUGUUUGCUGGUUGGUUUGUGCUUCAUCCCUGAGUCUCCUAGAUGGCUGGCAAAGGUUGGCCGUGAAAAAGAAUUUCAAGUAGCUUUAAGGAGACUUCGGGGUAAAGAUGUUGAUAUUUCUCAUGAAGCCACUGAAAUUCUGGAUUCCAUUGAAACUCUUCAAAGCCUUCCGAAGUCUAAAUUGUUGGAUUUGUUCCAUACCAGAUAUGUGCGCUCUGUAGUUAUCGGAGUUGGGUUAAUGGUAUGUCAACAAUCUGUUGGAAUUAAUGGUAUAGGAUUCUAUACAGCAGAGACUUUUGUAGCAGCCGGAGUUUCUUCUGGAAAAGCUGGUACCAUAGCCUAUGCUUGUAUUCAGGUUCCAUUUACCAUAUUGGGAGCCAUUUUGAUGGAUAAAUCUGGAAGAAGACCUCUUAUAACGGUUUCUUCUGGUGGGACAUUCUUAGGCUGCUUUAUUACUGGAAUUGCUUUCUUUCUCAAGGAUCAAGGCUUAUUGCUUGAGUGGGUGCCGACAUUAGCAAUUGGUGGUGUGUUGAUCUAUAUAGCAGCAUAUUCAAUUGGAUUGGGGUCUGUUCCUUGGGUGAUAAUGUCCGAGGUUUUUCCCAUACAUAUAAAGGGAACUGCUGGGAGCUUGGUGGUUUUGGUGACCUGGCUAGGAGCUUGGGUGGUUUCAUACACUUUCAAUUUUCUUAUGAGUUGGAGUUCUCCUGGUACUUUGUUUUUGUAUGCUGGAUGUUCCCUCUUAACUAUUCUAUUUGUAGCAAAAGUAGUCCCAGAAACCAAAGGAAAAACAUUGGAAGAAAUCCAAGCUUGCAUCAGUUCAUAGAAAGAAAAAAAGGAGAGCAAUUUCUUGUACUAUUUGAUGAUGGAAGGUGAAGCCUAAUAGCACACGGGGACCCUGUCCAAUUAUUGUAUUUGAUUUAUUAGCAUCAUUGAUCUAAUUCUUUUGGAUCCAUAUAGGAGAUCGGCAAGGAAUAAAAUAACAGAAUUUUGAUAUAUUCACAUUUUAGGUUCUGAAUAAGAAUAUGUUAUUAGCAUUAGCUUUGCUCAUAAGAGAAUUUUCAUAUUCUAUUCA
Lotus japonicus is the source of this 1787-nucleotide messenger RNA. Its product is annotated as sugar transporter ERD6-like 16. The transcript has 18 exons. Bases 99 to 1538 code for a protein of 479 amino acids. The record is from RefSeq and is a predicted model, not a curated record. Gene Ontology annotation, biological process: transmembrane transport; carbohydrate transport. Gene Ontology annotation, cellular component: membrane. Lineage: Eukaryota; Viridiplantae; Streptophyta; Magnoliopsida; Fabales; Fabaceae. Gene Ontology annotation, molecular function: sugar transmembrane transporter activity.